ACGGAGGAGGAGGAGGAGGAGGGGGGUGGAGGCGACAGGAGGGAGUAUUAGAGGCGGCUUUAAAUGGAGGGGGGCGCGUAAAGGAUGUAUACAUUACUCUCAGGUCUGUGGAAGUACAUGUUCCAAAAGGAUGAAUACUGCAUUCUGAUCUUGGGGUUGGACAAUGCAGGCAAAACUACCUUUCUGGAGCAGACAAAAACAAGGUUUAACAGAAACUACAAAGGAAUGAGUUUAUCAAAGAUAACCACUACAGUUGGUUUAAACAUUGGAACUAUUGAUGUUGCUUCAGCACGACUUAUGUUCUGGGAUCUCGGUGGCCAGGAGGAACUCCAGUCUCUGUGGGACAAGUAUUAUGCAGAAUCACAUGGUGUAAUAUAUGUCAUUGACUCAACCGAUGAAGAGAGAUUGUCAGAAUCAAAAAUAGCCUUUGAAAAAAUGAUCACCAGCGAAGUGCUUGAUGGGGUUCCAUUGUUAGUAUUGGCUAACAAACAGGAUGUUGAGAGCUGCCUUUCUGUUGGAGACAUUAAAACUGCUUUUAGUGAUUGUGCCCCAAAAAUUGGGAAGAGAGAUUGUUUAGUACAACCAUGCUCAGCACUUACUGGGGAAGGUGUAAAUGAUGGGAUCGAAUGGAUGGUCAAGUGUGUAAUCAGAAACAUUCACAGGCCACCAAGACAGAAGGAUAUCACAUAGAAGUCACCUGUUUUGUCAGAGUUGCUGCACAGUAGUUCCACUAGCUGGAAGCAAUCCGUAUUGAAGCUUACACUCUUAUGUGGAGCUUUCUUACCUUUGCUGACUAUUGCUGAUAAAAGUUGAAGAUGUUACAUCUAUGACUAUGUAAGUAAGUGCUGUUUCAAGACAGUCAAUAUGAGAGGGACCUUUUUCAACACUAGCAGUGUGGGUUGACUGGAUAAAGAUUCAUUAAUAUUAAAUAUCUGAGCAACAAUAAUACGUUCUUGUUAGCCUUUUUUUAAAUGCAGAGAUUUUUUGUGUACUAAUAUUCCUUUAUUUCAGAAAUAGUUGUCUAAAAAUAUGGGAUUUGAAACUCACUGUCUCCUUGUUUUGCACAGAAGUUCUGUUAAUAACUUUUGUCUUUUAGAUUGAACAAAGUUGUGAUGAUCUCGGUUGUAAUGCAUUUUGUGGAAGACAAAAUAAAGUUUUUUUUAAAAAAAAUCCCUAAA
This is a messenger RNA of Callorhinchus milii (elephant shark), 1178 nucleotides long. It is a transcript of the gene arfrp1, whose product is annotated as ADP-ribosylation factor related protein 1. Lineage: Eukaryota; Metazoa; Chordata; Chondrichthyes; Chimaeriformes; Callorhinchidae. Gene Ontology annotation, cellular component: Golgi apparatus. Gene Ontology annotation, molecular function: GTPase activity; GTP binding. Bases 85 to 690 code for a protein of 201 amino acids. The transcript is spliced from 8 exons. The record is from RefSeq and is a predicted model, not a curated record. Gene Ontology annotation, biological process: protein localization to organelle; Golgi to plasma membrane protein transport; intracellular protein transport.